This is a messenger RNA of Macadamia integrifolia, 816 nucleotides long. Its product is annotated as secoisolariciresinol dehydrogenase-like. The record is from RefSeq and is a predicted model, not a curated record. NCBI's taxonomy places the organism in Eukaryota, Viridiplantae, Streptophyta, Magnoliopsida, Proteales, Proteaceae. The transcript has a single exon. Bases 1 to 816 code for a protein of 271 amino acids.
AUGAUGUUCAUCACCAUUGACAGACUUGGAGGUAAGGUUGCAGUGAUCACUGGAGGUGCUGCAGGCAUUGGUAAAACUACAGCCAAAUUGUUCAGCCAACAAGGUUGUAGAGUUCUUAUUGCUGACAUCCAAGAUGAAUUGGGUCACUCUGUUUGCCACGAAAUUGGGCCAGAGAUGUCCUCAUUCAUCCAUUGUGAUGUUACCAAAGAAGAUGAUGUGAAGAAAGUAGUAGAUGAGGCUAUUACAAGAUUUGGAAAGCUUGACAUAAUGUUCAACAAUGCCGGAGCAAUUGAUCCACCAAAGAUAAAGAUAAUGGAUAACGAAAAAUCUGAUUUUGAUAAUGUCCUCAGCGUCAAUGUCACCGGUGUCUUCUUAGGCACCAAACAUGCAGCCCGUGUUAUGUUACCCCUGAAACAAGGAAGCAUAAUUAACAAUGGUAGUGUGAGUUCAAUCAUGGGAGGUAUAGCUUCUCAUGCUUAUGUUGCUUCAGAGCACGCAGUAGUAGGUCUCACCAAGAAUGCAGCGGCAGAGUUGGGCCGGUCCGGGAUAAGGGUUAACUGUGUCUCUGCAUUCACGAUUGGAUCGCCCUUUUUUAGGAAUUUGGUGAAGGAGUAUGAUGAUGAUGAGAUUGAGAAGAGGGUAGAGAAGAUGUCUAGUCUUAAAGGAGUUACCUUGACUGCACAAGAUAUUGCUGAGGCUGUUCUUUAUUUUGGAAGCGAUGAAUCAAGAUGUGUGAGUGGACAUAAUUUCGUCAUUGAUAAAGGCUUUACUGUUACAAAUACCAACUUUGGUAUGUUCAACCAAUUAAACUCCUGA